AGAAAACAAAGAUGAAGGCUCUUAUUAGCGGCGAUGGAGUAGACGAGAUAAGAUUAGGGAGGUCGAGCUGAGAAGUUACCUGCUUUAACACUAUAUCUGGGCGUUUUUAAGCAAUAAAAAGCAAUUUUUUCCGCUGUAUGCCAGGGGAACUGCAGAUGGAUGUCUGUGCCUUAGUUAGGUGUCCCCGAAUUGUUUAUGUUAGCCGCUAACGCUAACUGUAGAAGUUGCGAGCUAGCUGGCCUAGCAAGUAAGAGAACGAUAACAAGUGACUUAUGUUUGAUUUGGCUUGCCCAGCGGACCGCGGUGAGUAAACUGCGCUCCGUCCAGCUCAUGGAGACAACAAACCUCAAUGGGAGUAGUUCGAGAACUGCGGCUUUAGCUGAGCUUUCGGAGUACCUAUCCCUGUAGGUUACUUUAGCUUACCGAAUAGCCGCCGUUACUAUUCCACGGAAGAAUGAGUAGAAAACACCGUCACUUAAAGGGAGCCGAGGUCAGCUGCUGCGUUAAAUACUUCUUAUUUGGAUUUAACAUUAUAUUCUGGUUGCUAGGAGCAGCAUUCCUGGGUAUAGGCCUGUGGGCAUGGGCGGAGAAGGGCGUGCUGUCAAAUCUGUCGUUGAUCACCGACCUCGGGGGCUUUGACCCCGUGUGGCUCUUCAUAGUGGUGGGAGGGGUCAUGUUCAUCCUGGGCUUUGCCGGCUGCAUCGGAGCGCUCCGAGAGAACACACUCCUGCUUAAAUUUUUUUCCGUUUUCCUCGGCUUGAUCUUCUUCCUGGAGCUGACUGCGGGGAUCCUCGCCUUUGUCUUCAAGGACUGGAUCAAAGACCAGUUAAACUUUUUCAUCAAUAAUAACAUCAAGGCUUAUCGCGAUGACAUCGACUUGCAGAAUCUAAUUGACUUUACCCAGGAAUAUUGGAUGUGCUGUGGAGCUCAUGGGCCUGACGACUGGAACCAGAACAUCUACUUCAACUGCACUCACAGGAAUCCUAGCAGAGAACGCUGUGGAGUCCCUUUCUCCUGUUGUAUCAAAAAGCCUGCCGGGGACAUCAUCAAUACACAGUGUGGUUAUGACAUUCGGCAUCAAGGGGCUGAAAAAGACCGGCAGAAAGAGAUCUUCACCAAGGGCUGUGUGGGACAGUUUGAGAAGUGGCUUCAGGACAACCUGAUUGUUGUCGCUGGGAUCUUUGUUGGCACUGCACUUUUACAGAUUUUUGGCAUCUGCCUCGCUCAAAACCUGGUAAGUGAUGUCAAAGCUGUUAAAGCCAACUGGUGACAUGAGCCUCGCACCACAUGCCCCCAACCAGGUCAUCGCAGCGCACUUGGUACCGUCCAGAUGUGGACGGAGAGCCAACAUCCUUGCAUACCUACAGACAAAAACAAAACGUUUCUUCUCCUGUUCAUCAGUGACACUUGAUAUGAGGAAAGAAAAUAUUCAAUGCAAACCAAACGUCACGGAUUUGAACCCAAAUGUCCAAAAAGAAGACGGAGUUGCCUACUUGAGAGAUGAUUUUUAUUAUUACAAUUUUUUUUUAUUAUUAUUAUUAUUGUCUGAUUUUGUUCCUUGGACAAAUGUAUUUAUGCCACACAGUUGCACAAAGACCGUCUGUCAGCUGGGGAGCCAUGGCUGGAAGUAAGGUGACAAAAUCAAUAAACUGAGGAAAGCCGACAGGUCCUUUUACAGGUCAAGCAUCAAAGACUGUUUUUAUUUUUUUUAUGCAUUCAUCUCCACAUUGCUUUAGAAAAUGGCGAUCAAACUUCUGGCCAGACUGUGUACUCAUGCGGGACGGGGAUGCCAUGUGGAUGCCAUUUCCUCUCUUCUCUGUGCAACUUUUAAGUGGUAUUAAUACAGUUAUAUUCUAUUUUCAAAUGUAAAAAAAAAAAAGUGCCAUUAUGUUCCUAUUUUUGUUUCCUAUAGUAAAUUUCUCCUGUCUGCUCCCUAAUACCUCAGGACCUGGCUGAAGAUUUGUUCUUUCCGCUGAAGAUAGAUGCAGUAAAACAGGGAUAGUUCUUUGGAAGACACCCUGUUUGCCCCAUAGCGAUUGUAUCAUUAGGCGAUUCUGUGAUGAAUGUUUAUUUUAUUACACAGUUGCUCGGUGUGGUCAGUGCCAUAUAAGGAAAGGGGUUUAAUACGGAUAUCUGUUGGUUAUAUCUGAGCAUGCCUUUGGGACGUGGGAUUGCUGGUUUGGGGCCUUUUGUUCUCGACUUAUUUGACCACUUUUGUCUUAUAAUCUGUCCUUUGCAUUAAUAUCAGUUGUUUAAAGACAUUAUUUGUUCAUGCUUUCUUUUGUGUCCACUUCCAGAUAGAUGCGUAUAUUUCUAAGUUUGAUUUUUUUCCUUUUUCUUUUUUUUUGAGGCACCGACUGCAAAACCACUUCUUUCUGUCUGUUGGUGUUACCGAUCGUAACAGAGACCAAAUAAUUUCAGCUGUCCACGAGAGAUUUCCUCUGGAAUGCAAAUACCAUUUUAGAUAGAAUGUGAAUUUAUUGUCUCUUUCUGUUGAAAGUGCCAGUUGAACUGAGAGAUCAGAGAAAGAUUAAACAUUGAAAUUUGCUUUUAUCUUUAACUGAAUUGUUGCGUCUUUUUGUCUGAAUUGAAUUUAAUGUAGAAUAGUUAAUACAUGCUGUUCUCACUUUAACACGAAUGCUGCUUUAACUUUUACUAGCUCAGUCGUGCAGUAAGCCAGAGAGAGAGAGAGAGAGAGAGAUCCCACGCAGUGAAUUUGGAAAGCAUUUCUAGAUGCUUCCUCUGUUUCUUGUUUGUGAGAAGAUGAUUGGCUCUUACGACUUUGCUUUGCAUAUUUUGCCAUCCAGCUUCGGUUCUAACCAGGUCAGCGUAUGAUCGUGUCCUUCCUUCACAGUGUUUUAACUAUUGUCUGGUUGUAACGGUGUCAUUCCGAUGCGUGACAAACAGGAUCUAAGAGGGCUGGAUACAUACACACUUUGCAUUUUGAAUGCUAUGCACGCACGCCUGAAAGAUGAGAGGCAUUCACAUUCUGUGAACACAACCCCAAAACUUCCCCGCUCCACUGAGUCCGCCUGUGGAAUAAAUAUCUUAGCACCUUCUGAUUGUCUGCUGCGUGUACCUGUCACAUGUUGCUUUCGCCCACAUGCUACCUUACUUCAAAACGCCACCCGAUCAGAGCACGUCGGUUUCGCAGCCUGCCGCGCUGAUGUAUUUUUAAACAGCGGAGAGAAAACUGGAAGGACGAGAACAAAACAUUAUUAUUUUUUAUUUGUUUGUUUUUUUUUAAUCGGAUGUCACAAAUCCUCGACUGGGACGUCGACGCACCUUAACGGCUUCCCUCGGCUCAAACCGCCGUUGUCUUUGGUCUAAUCAGUGAUAAAUUGUUCUGUGAGGAAGCAUCAGUCAAUACAUUCAAAGUGCAUAUUUUUACACAUUGCCUUAUUUGUCAUUCUUAAAACGCAUAUCUGAUCAUUUUUGCAAAUGUUAUUUUUAAGUUGUGUUCAGGGUCGUUGCUCAGGACAGAUGAAUUUGUUUCUACAUCGAGAAGUAUGGAAAAAGGCUAAAAGCAGAAAAGGAAAAAAAAAAACAAAAGGCGAAGUAAAGUCUGCAGUUGAAACCUGAAUCUAUAAAGUCAACGUUCAUAUGGAGGUUUUAUCCAGUCAGAGGAGUAGCAAGGAGAUCCAACACUCCGUCACUCAGAGAAGCCAUAAUUGACAUAAUUCAUAUAUGGAGGUGCAUAUUCUAUUUAGAAGAGUUGCUCUUUAAGGGAAAUGUCUCAAAGUUAUCUUUCUCUUCUUCAAAAGGCCAAACUUGGGGAGUUGUUUCACGCUUUUAAUAUUUUUUAUAACAUUUCUGGAGUGCAUUUGGCCUUUAAAUGUUGAAGCACCAUCUGGAAGUAGUCUGUCCUGCUCUAGAUCUGAGUAGCAGGCGUGUUCUUUCUCCUUUUCUAUUACACAAUCUUGACUAAUUUCCCUUCACACAGGUUGAGGCAUCUGAUGCGUUAUUCAGCGCAAAGAGGAGCUCAUCUUUUCCCUCUUAAAUCAUCCUUGAAAGCACUCGGUGGCUCACACUUCUCCCACUUGUAGGAGAACUUGGUGUAGAUGUUAACUUUGUCGUGUCAGGUCUGCUGCACUUCCAGCUCUCUUGAGCCGUCCGUUUUCUGGAUGGAUGUGCCGAUCACCCACCUCCUCGGUAGUCAGGAUAUUAAUUUGCCGCAGCAGUCUCCGGUACAACGGAUGCAGAGGGGACUUGGUGGCGUAUGUUUGUUUUUAGGAGCUCUGGGUUGUUCUGCUUUUGUAUUCCUCUAAUGUAGCGGAAAGCAUGAGAGGAGAGAGCACUGCUAAUUAUCCUCUGUCCUUUAUCGUUAUGGCCUUGCUUCGUGAAACACCUUCCUAAUUUCUCCUGCCAUGCCUCUGGGUAAUUAAAUCAUUCCCACGGGGAAACGUAGGCAUACCAUGAAUGUACGUUUUUAUCAGCAUGAGCCUCCUGCUUCAUAGCCAGUUUCAAAUCUCCCUCCUGCACUGACAAACACAAAUGAAGUUUAGGAAUGCAAAUAAAGACUUGUGUUGAGUGAAGAUUUAGCUGUUGCUCUUUUCUGCUACUUUUUCUUCCUGUUUUUUAUUUUUUAUUUUAACCUAUUAGAUCAGCAGGUAGAACAAUUUGCAAUGCUUUAAGCUUCUUCAGCAAGUAACCAGUUCCAAAUAUUGUCCUCAUCCCGCCCUCUGAACCCUUGCUUCGGCUUCAGUGGCGGUCGAUGAGGUGCGUGUUGCUUGAUUUACAGAGGUGAGCCACACAUCACACCUUGACGAGUCUUACCUCAUCACGCGCGCAGCGCUGCCCACAUCUGAAGCACAGAGAAACGGCUCAGCGGAUUAGUCGCCGAGCAUAUUAACAGCAGUGCCACGGUUAUUAGCGUUGACAUUUCCACACCGCGACGUGACAUUUGAUGCGGAAACGAGCAUAAACAGGAAUUAUUAAAUUGUCUGGGUUUACAGAUCCGCUAGAGAGUAUGGAAGUGUCACUUAGCCACUCUGAAACCACUGCAAAUUUCUUCUUUUACAGUAGGGCAGCAAAAAGAUAUUCUUUCAGUGUAUUCAUAAGUUUGUUUUUGUUUUUUUGUUGUUGUUUUUUUUAACUGUCUUGCUUGUAGCAGAUUACUAUGUAUGUAUCGGUUUGGUCCUUGUCUUCUGUACAUGCCUGUUCUGAGGUGUAGCCUUGUAAAGAAAUGUAAAUAAAAGUUUUGGUCUAUUACACUGUAUUUUCUGUUACAACGCUUCUUUCAUAUAUUAAAGGAUUUAUAAGACCA
Molecule: messenger RNA, 5266 nt
Organism: Poeciliopsis prolifica (blackstripe livebearer)
Lineage: Eukaryota; Metazoa; Chordata; Actinopteri; Cyprinodontiformes; Poeciliidae
Gene: tspan17
Product: tetraspanin 17
Exons: 8
Coding region: 455-1270 (271 amino acids)
Biological process (GO): regulation of vascular endothelial growth factor signaling pathway; protein maturation; protein localization to plasma membrane
Cellular component (GO): membrane
Source: RefSeq, a predicted model, not a curated record